Molecule: messenger RNA, 886 nt
Organism: Python bivittatus (Burmese python)
Lineage: Eukaryota; Metazoa; Chordata; Lepidosauria; Squamata; Pythonidae
Gene: SAT1
Product: spermidine/spermine N1-acetyltransferase 1
Molecular function (GO): spermidine binding; diamine N-acetyltransferase activity
Source: RefSeq, a predicted model, not a curated record
AUGCUUUCCGAAGCGCUCGGGGCAGAAACUGUUGGAGGUGCGCUUCGUUCGGGUUUUGUUUCGCUCUCGGUGCCCUCGGGGAAUGCUGGCUGCCUGACUGUGCCUGUGCCGCCAACGCCGCGCCCAGGACGCGAAUGAAGAAACUUCUUCUCUUGCUCUUCAACUAUCGGGGACUCGCGAGAGGGGGGGGACGCAAGGGAAAACGCCGCCGAAAAUGGCCUGCUUCCAUAUCCGAGCCGCGCGGCCCGAGGACUGCGCCGAUAUUCUGCGCCUCAUAAAGGAGCUUGCUAAAUACGAAGAUAUGGAGGAUCAAGUAGUACUGACUGAAAAAGAUCUACUUGAGGAUGGUUUUGGAGAACAUCCUUUCUACCACUGCCUCGUUGCAGAAGUGCCAAAAGAACACUGGACACCUGAAGGCUAUGGUAUUGUGGGCUUUGCCAUGUAUUAUUUCACUUAUGAUCCAUGGAUUGGAAAAUUGCUGUAUCUCGAAGAUUUCUUUGUGAUGAAUGAAUUCAGAGGCUCGGGCAUUGGUUCAGAAAUUCUGAGGAAUCUGAGUCAGAUUGCUGUCAAAUGCCGUUGCAGCAGUAUGCACUUCUUAGUAGCAGAAUGGAAUGAACCUUCCAUUCGAUUUUACAAAAGACGGGGAGCUUCUGAUCUGUCAUCUGAGGAAGGAUGGAGACUCUUCAAAAUAGACAAGGAGUAUUUGAUGAAGAUGGCAACUGAAGAAUGAGGAGUUUUGUCAACCCAAUAACAAAUUAAAUUUGCCAUUUGUCAUUUUGCUAUUCCUGUCUUACUUUUCUUUCAUUUUUAAAUUGAAAUAGUUAAUGUGUAUCCUAAUCCUAAAGCUCUAAUACCAGUGGUGUAGAUGUUAUUGCGUUGUGGACUU